CAGAAGGAUUUAUCAGUCAACCAUGUCAAGCAAAAAGGCAAAGACAAAGACCACCAAGAAGCGCCCUCAGCGCGCAACUUCAAAUGUAUUUGCUAUGUUUGAUCAAUCACAAAUUCAGGAAUUCAAAGAGGCCUUCAAUAUGAUUGAUCAGAACAGAGAUGGUUUCAUUGACAAGGAAGAUUUACAUGACAUGCUUGCUUCCUUAGGAAAGAAUCCAACUGAUGAGUACCUAGAUGCCAUGAUGAAUGAAGCUCCAGGUCCUAUAAAUUUUACCAUGUUCCUCACAAUGUUUGGGGAAAAGUUAAAUGGAACUGAUCCAGAAGAUGUCAUCAGAAAUGCUUUUGCUUGCUUUGAUGAAGAAGCUACUGGAACUAUUCAAGAAGAUUACUUGAGAGAAUUACUGACAACAAUGGGAGACAGAUUCACAGAUGAAGAAGUAGAUGAGCUGUAUAGAGAAGCACCUAUUGACAAAAAGGGAAAUUUCAAUUAUAUUGAGUUCACACGCAUUCUUAAACAUGGAGCAAAAGACAAAGAUGACUAAAAGGAAAUGUCAAAUUCA
This is a messenger RNA of Gracilinanus agilis (Agile Gracile Mouse Opossum), 559 nucleotides long. RefSeq names its product myosin regulatory light polypeptide 9-like. Lineage: Eukaryota; Metazoa; Chordata; Mammalia; Didelphimorphia; Didelphidae. Gene Ontology annotation, molecular function: calcium ion binding. The coding region runs from base 23 to 541 and encodes 172 amino acids. The transcript has a single exon. The record is from RefSeq and is a predicted model, not a curated record. Gene Ontology annotation, cellular component: myofibril; stress fiber; cytoplasm.